GCCGUAGAAAACAUGACGAAGCAGAAAAGAUAUGCCUAGUGUGCUUAGUACUAGUACUAGUGAACUCCUAGUGUACUUGGUACUUACUGCCGCAUCCAUGACGAGCUCCUCCCAAUUGAGAAACAAAAAGCGCAGCCCAUGGAUGCUGGCGCUCCUUUCUGUGAGUUGACCUGGCAUAAAAAAAGACAACUUCUACUUCGAAGAAAGUACUAGCAGGCCGCAUAGAGAUGCACUACAAGAGUGAUGGUUUCUGCAGCGCUCCCGCUUUUGCGUGGCAGCACUGAUUACUCGGAGUUUGGCGGGCAUGGCGUGGCUGCGCGGAUCAGACGCAGAUCAACACUUUGGGGGCGACGGUGCGUCCUCGUCUGGCGACGAAAGUGCCCAGCGUCGCAAAAGCCCAGGAGAAGCCGAAGCGGACGCGGCCCCCCGUGAGCUUCGGCGCCGUGUCACGGGCGCCCCGGGUUUGUUGUUUGCAGAAGGAGCAGGCGCCGGCGGGGCAGUUGCGUGCCCCUUUGCGUUUGCC
Molecule: messenger RNA, 523 nt
Organism: Amoebophrya sp. A120
Lineage: Eukaryota; Dinophyceae; Syndiniales; Amoebophryaceae
Source: the annotation of a GenBank genome assembly